This is a messenger RNA of Anolis sagrei ordinatus, 1495 nucleotides long. Lineage: Eukaryota; Metazoa; Chordata; Lepidosauria; Squamata; Anolidae. The record is from RefSeq and is a predicted model, not a curated record.
CUUCCUUGCUUCCUUCGGAGUGAGGCAGAGACCCCGCCGGCGGCCGCUUCGUCUCUUCCUGGCGUCUCCAUCUCCUGGAAGGAAGACCUCGGGGCUGAAAGGAAGGAGUCUCCUUCUGGCCUCUCCUGCAAGUGAUGCUCAUCCCUCUGGUUGUGAUGCUGCUGCAGACGGGCAGCAGCCACUGCGGCCUCCCUUUCUACAAUGGCUUCUAUUAUGACCGAGUGAUGAAUGACAAAGGCAAUGGCAAUGGAGAAGUUCACUUUAAUGGUGUGAAGCUGAUGGUUGAGACAUCGCAGGAUGCCAUCUUCUCCCUCCGUGGCGGCAAUGUCACGCUGCCUUGCCACUACUACUACUCGCCCAAACUGGAUGCCCCGCGCAUGAUCCGCAUCAAGUGGUCCAAGCUGAAGGAGGACAGCACCAGGGAUGCGGAUGUGCUGGUUUCGUCUGGGUUGAGACACCGCAGCUUUGGUGACUUCCGAGGGCGCACACGCCUCCAGCGCUCAGCUCCCCAUGAAGUGUCCCUUGUGAUCAGUGACCUCCGCUUGCGCGAUGCGGGGAAGUACCGCUGUGAGGUCAUUGACGGGCUGGAAGAUGAGAGUGGGACUGUGGAUCUCGAGCUGCAAGGGGUGGUCUUCCCUUACCAGCCUCACCAUGGGCGCUACAUGUUCAACUUCCAUGAGGCGAAGAAGGCUUGCGAGGAGCAGGAUGCGGUCAUGGCUUCCUUUGAGCAGCUCUUCCAGUCCUGGAUGGAGGGCCUCGACUGGUGCAACGCAGGUUGGCUGAUGGAUGGCACCGUCCAGUACCCCAUCACCCUUCCACGGGAGCCUUGCGGUGGGAAGGACAUGGCCCCGGGCAUCCGGAACUACGGAGAACGCCACAAGAGCCUCCACCGCUUUGAUGCCUUCUGUUUUUCAUCCGCUCUGAAAGGGAGGGUGUAUUACCUGGCUCUCCCUCAGAAGCUUACCUUAGAAGAGGCGAAGCAGGCCUGCCAGGAUGACAAGGCUGAGAUCGCCAAAGUGGGCCAGCUCUAUUCAGCGUGGAAGUUCCUGGGCUUGGACCAAUGUGACGCCGGAUGGCUGGCCGAUGGCAGCGUGCGCUACCCUAUCGCCUCUCCGCGGCCCAACUGCGGCCCACCGGAACCUGGCAUCCGAAGCUUUGGCUAUCCCAAAAUGGGGAAAUUUGGUGUCUACUGUUACAAGAUGAGCUAAAGGAAGGAAGGGAAGGAGCAGAAUGGGACAGCGCCCUGCGCGAGUGGACAGUGUUGUCGUCACCUGCCGCCAUCAAGAGUUUAUUUAAAGAGCCAGCUUGUGGGGGCCGUGUCUUGUUAAAUUGUCUGUGUUGGUUUGUUUUUAUUAUUUUUUUGUAAUGCAAAGCAGACACGUUUUGUGACUUAUUUUGGUGCAGAGUUUUUUCAGCUUUGUUGUCAACAUAAUCCAUUUGUAAGGAAGACUUGUGUUUCAUGGGGAUGGGAGUCUGAUUAUUGUGCCUUCUGGAA